This is a messenger RNA of Danaus plexippus (monarch butterfly), 1640 nucleotides long. RefSeq names its product achaete-scute complex protein T8-like (gene Ase). Gene Ontology annotation, biological process: developmental process; regulation of transcription by RNA polymerase II. Gene Ontology annotation, molecular function: DNA-binding transcription factor activity, RNA polymerase II-specific; protein dimerization activity; RNA polymerase II transcription regulatory region sequence-specific DNA binding. The transcript has a single exon. The record is from RefSeq and is a predicted model, not a curated record. The coding region runs from base 87 to 1271 and encodes 394 amino acids. NCBI's taxonomy places the organism in Eukaryota, Metazoa, Arthropoda, Insecta, Lepidoptera, Nymphalidae.
CCACCUAACAGUAUCCUAAGUAUAACGUGAUUUAACAAACUACCACUAAUCACAAGUGAACAGUUAUGUGAAGAAACUCAACGAAAAUGAGUUCCAUAGGUGUUGUUGUGUUCCGUAAUUCUCCGCUCAAACAGCAGGUGCUCCAAGAAUCUGUGAAUAAUUCUGUAAAUAUAAGCAAUAACGAUAACGUCCGUCGUGAAAUCAUAAUUUUGAGAAAGAAACAAAAACAUCAAUCCCAAAACACAGUGUCAGUGACGUCGCUAGUGAGUGCUUCAGAACCAAAUAAUAUUGUCUUAGCUAAACGUCCUAAGCUACGUGAAAAUAUUCCUGAUGAAUCUACACGUACCCCUACACCACUAGCGGUAGCGAGAAGAAAUGCGCGGGAAAGGAAUCGUGUACGUCAAGUUAACGACGGUUUUGCUGCUUUACGGCGACAUAUACCUGACGAGGUCGCUGCAGCUUUCGAAAACGCGAAUUCGAAUAGAGGCCCUAAUAAAAAGCUUAGUAAAGUUGAAACACUGCGUAUGGCUGUAGAAUAUAUUAGAAAUCUAGAGAAUCUUCUUAAUAUAGGGCAUGGAGAUAAAGAAAAUAUGUCACGACCAUCAAUGGAAUCAUUUCCAUCACCAGCAUCUUCAUCUCCUAGAGACAACAGCCAGGAAAGAAGUUAUUAUUCCCUAAAUUCACCAGCUCUUGAUGAUGAAGAUAUGGAGGAAGAUGAUUUGGACAGUUCCCUUCAUCGACUCCCAACUCAGCAAUAUAUGGACUUACCUUCUGAAACUUUUCAAUUAGUUUCCACGCCACACUUAUACGAGGAAGAUGAAUCUAGAAACCCACUUACUCCCUCAUCUGACCUUCUUGGAGCGGAGGAAAUACACUCUCAUGUUUUGGAAACACACUUUCCAUUUCCUAACUCAGCUGAACAAUUCACAGUUAUUCCUGAACAAAACUAUUGUGAACCAGAAGCUGCAUUGAAUGAUGGAGAUUUUGAAGUUAAAUAUGCUGAAACAAUACAAAAUAUUCAUCGCAACUUUGAAGAAGAUUCACAGCUGCCAUUAGAAGCAAUCAAUCCAGAUUUGAUGCUGUCACAUAAUCAAUAUAAAUUCAAGGAAGAAAGUGAAUAUUUAGAUCAUCACUACAACGAGGUCGACCUUAAAAAGGAACUACCAGACAUACAAGUUACUCCAGAAGAUCGUGAACAAUUCGAAGAGACUCUUAAAUGGUGGCAAGAGAAAACUAGACAGGCGCGACCUAUUCCUAAAAGCAGCACUUGAUCCUAAAAUUUGUAAAGUAAUUCCAUUAAAAUAAAUUUGAUGUAAAUAUUAUGUAACUAUGUGAAAAAAGUAAAAACAUACAGCUGUCGUCGCCAAAGAGUACACUCGAAACGGGCGCAAGGUGUUCCAUUCUGUAACGGUCAUUGGAAAAAUAACAGCUUAUAAUAUAUAUGAUAACUUAGCCUAUAAUAGUUUAUCUAUCACAGUUAUCUUAAAAUAAAAAUUUAAUAUAAAUGUCAUUGAUAAUUGUUAUUAAGUCCACUAGUAUUAAAUUUAACUUAUUGUAUUUAUAAUAAUCAAUUUGUCUUUUUAUGCUCAUAUUAGUUAGUGUAAAUAAAUAUAAUAGAGGCACCGAAUUACAAACUAUUA